Strongylocentrotus purpuratus (purple sea urchin) is the source of this 1464-nucleotide messenger RNA. Its product is annotated as serine-rich adhesin for platelets-like. Gene Ontology annotation, molecular function: carbohydrate binding. Lineage: Eukaryota; Metazoa; Echinodermata; Echinoidea; Camarodonta; Strongylocentrotidae. The record is from RefSeq and is a predicted model, not a curated record. Gene Ontology annotation, biological process: biological process involved in interspecies interaction between organisms. The transcript is spliced from 5 exons. Gene Ontology annotation, cellular component: external side of plasma membrane. The coding region runs from base 1 to 1464 and encodes 487 amino acids.
AUGGAGUUAUCUUUCUUUAUCACUUUCGUUAUAUUGAACCAACAGAGCUCAGUGACUGCUGAUCUAGCUUGUGGAUCUGAUCAAAGCGAGAAUGACGGGUCGUGUUAUUAUUUCUCAGAAAUCAAGUCAAACUUCGCCUCGUCAAAAUCGUCCUGCGAGGAACGUGGAAUGCAUCUUGUCUACAUAGGAUCACAGGAAGAACAACAGUUCUUGCAGAGUAGCCUAUCUAGUAAUAAUGAGAAGCAUUGGAUAGGUUUAUCAUCCAGUGUGACUUGGCUGGACGGUUCGAGUCUGACCUACUCCAACUUCGCAGAUGAUUCAGAGAUUUUCGAUGAAGGAGAGAAGUGUGUCACUAUAGUACCAAAUAAGUCCUACAAAUGGGAAGUGGAAGAUCACAGUUGUGAUGGUUACCCCGAGCACCAUUAUAUCUGCGGGAAAGAAGAAGGUUUCCAAACGAGUUCUGUACAGCAAACAACAUCAGGCACUGCCACUUCACUUGAAGGUCCAACCCAAACCACACCAAAUCAACUGACGUCAUCCGAAACGUACAGUUCCACUACUCAGACUGACAAUGUUGUAACAACGAGUGGCUCUACGCAACCUUCGUCAACAACCGAUGAUGCGAUCAGUGAGACAACAAGCAGUCUAGCAUCAACGACACCAACCUCGAAAGCAUCAUCAACGUCAAAAUUAGCAGGGCAAGGAUCAACAGAUGCUGCUUCGCCUACUUCUGAACAGGCAACCUACACCACUCAUGCAACAGCGUCAACGCACACAACCACGGCAAUGUCUGCGACUACACGUCGGUCCUCUCCUCGGGACAGAGGUAUCCAAUCGAGUACUGUUCAGCAAACGCCAGGCGCUGCCACUUCUCCCGAAGGUCCAACCCAAACCACACCAAAUCAAAUGACGUCAUCCAAAACGUCCAGUUCCACUACUCAGACUGACAAUGUUGUAACAACGAGUGGCUCUACGCAACCUUCGUCAACAACCGAUGAUGCGAUCAGUGAGACAACAAGCAGUCCAGCAUCAACAACACCAACCUCACAUGCAUCCUCAACAUCAACAACAGGGCAAGGAUUAACAGAUGUUGCUUCGCUUACUUCUGAUCAGGCAACCGACACCACUAGUGCAACAAUGUUAACGCACACAACCCAGGCAAUUUCUACAACUACACGUCAAUCCUCACCUCGGGACAGAGAUCACACGAGCUCUAAAAACUUCCGAUUACUGGCCAGCAAUGUCGCCCUCGUCGAUGCCUAUGUUCUGUCAUCAUACACAGUUUCGUCAAUCAUCAAAUGCAGUCAAUUGUGUUUUGCUGAUUUCCGUUGCUCGUGUUAUACUUUCAUCGCCUGCGAGGGUUUGUGCUUACUCGGCAAGGAAUGUCUGGCGACGUCUACAUACGCUUUUGAAAGACGACCCGGAGCUAAAUUCUAUUCGGCACUUCUUGAAGAUCAGGAGUAG